Molecule: messenger RNA, 1519 nt
Organism: Microstroma glucosiphilum
Lineage: Eukaryota; Fungi; Basidiomycota; Exobasidiomycetes; Microstromatales; Microstromataceae
Product: homoserine acetyltransferase
Exons: 4
Coding region: 17-1309 (430 amino acids)
Biological process (GO): biosynthetic process
Molecular function (GO): acyltransferase activity, transferring groups other than amino-acyl groups
Source: RefSeq, a predicted model, not a curated record
CCAUACUCUUGCCACCAUGACAUCCUCUUCAAUCCCUCCCAAGGAGUCAGACCCAAACGUACUCACCUACAGUCUCGGAGACUUCACCCUCCUCUCCGGCGCCGUCAUCCCAGACGCAUACAUUGCCUACCGCACUUUUGGCUCAUCCUCUAAUCCAACAAUUCUCUACCCGACGUGGUACAGUGGUGACAUCACCAGCGGCAAUGAGUGGCUUGUGUCCACUGCCGAGCACCCACGAAGAGGUCUGGAUCCAGAGAAGUACUACAUUGUCCUUGUGGCCCUCUUUGGAAAUGGACAGUCGACUAGCCCGAGCAAUCAUCCCUUGAGGCAGAACCUCCCGCCUGCGACCGUCUAUGAUAACGUGCGGGCGCAGCACCAGCUGUUGACUGAAGGCUUGGGAAUCCAUAAGCUGAGGAUGGUGACCGGAUGGUCCAUGGGAGCCGCACAAUCCUAUCAAUGGGCUACGCAGUAUCCCGACAUGGUGGAGACUAUUGCUCCUUUUUGUGGCUCAGCAAGAACCAGCUUCCACAACCAGAUUUUCAUUGACGGUUUCACAGCUCCUCUCCGGGCAGACCAAUCCUUCGCCAACGGCGCCUACACCUCACAGCCCAUCGCCGGUCUCAAGGGCGUCGGUCACGUCUACGCCGGCUGGGGCAUGUCCCAGACAUGGUACCGUCAGCAAAUCUACACAUCUCACUACGGACACAAGACUCUUCAGGAGCAUCUGACGAAAUUGUGGGAAGGCUGGACCUGCUCGCGCGACGCGAAUGAUAUGCUCUAUCUUGCCUGGACUUGGCUGCACGCAGAUGUUGGUGCGCAGCCACUGUAUGCUGGAGAGAGCAAGUUGGACGUGCCUGUGAAGGAGGGAGGGAGGAUGGGGCUUCGAGGACAGCUUGACUUUGAUCCCAUUCCAGAGGAUGAUCAGGCGUUUGAGAGGGCACUACGGGGCAUCAAGGCACAGAGUAUCCUCAUGCCUUGCAGACACGAUGUGAGUCGCAACUUCGGCGCCUGUCCAUUUCCAUCAACCAAGAGUUUAUCAAGGGAAUUCAAGGUGACACUACUUCUUCUCUCCCCCUCCCUUGCGCACCUUUCACCUGAUCAGCUCUACUUCCCACCGGAAGACACCCAGAUCGAAGCUCGAAUCAUGGGUCCCAAGGCCCGCAUGAUCGUCUGCGAGAGCAUCUGGGGCCACUUUGCCGGCAAGGGAGACAAUGAAGAGGACGCGGCGUUUUUCGAUGGACACAUUGCUGAUUUGCUCGAGUCGGUCGAGAAGGAGAUGGGCGCGGAGGGAGAUAAAGGGAAGAUGUAAGGCGGUUCUCGGACAGAUGGACAAGAUAGGGACCUGAAAUUUGGUCAAGAUUGUGAGGGGUGAUUGCCCGGCGGGCUAGUGUACAUGCUCCUUCUUUCAUCUCUUUGCUCAACUUUGCUGAUACCCUCUGCUCUUCUGGCAACGUCUGGUCGUGCCAUUCAACUCGAGCGUGCACGCUUGACAGCAAAAUUGUCCAUUUUCCCUCCAACA